AUGGCCCACGCGUACUUUGGCGCGACAGACGACAGCGUAGACUCGGGGCUCGGCGCGGACCUCGACGACGGCCAGCCACAGCAGGCGCGCAGCAGCAGCGAGGAGAAGGACAGCCUGACGCCGGCGCAGAGCAGGCGCAAGGCUCAGAACAGGGCAGCCCAGCGCGCCUUCCGCGAGCGCAAGGAGCGCCACGUCAAGGAGCUCGAGACGAAGCUCUCGGCCCUCGAGUCCAGCACCCACUCGCUGCAGUCCGACAACGACCGCCUCAAGGCCGCCCUCGACCGCGCCCGCACCGAGAACGACAUCCUGCGCGCCACCACCCGCCGCUCCCCCUCGGCCUCGCGCCCCCUCUCCGCCACGUACCCCUCGCCGGGCGCCUAUCUGCCCGUCCACGACCAUGGCCACGACGGCGACGACGACGAAGAAACAGCCACGGCCUACCGUGUCGAGUCCCUGACCAACGCCACCGUCGUGAACACGGCCGCGAAGGAGCAUCCACGCACCCGCGCCGGGGCGAAAGAGGUCCCCGCUGCCCAGGCCUGGGACCUCAUCCAGCAACAUCCGCUCGUCAAGCAGGGUCUGGUUGACGUGGCCGACGUGUGCGAGCGCCUGAAAGGCUCCGCCAAGUGUGACGGCCACGGCCCCGUCUUUGAAGAGAGCACCAUCUGGCGAGCAGUCGACGAGUCGCGCCGUUGCGGCGGCGAUGAGCUCAUAUGA
Alternaria ethzedia is the source of this 717-nucleotide messenger RNA. RefSeq lists its product as uncharacterized. The coding region runs from base 1 to 717 and encodes 238 amino acids. The transcript has 2 exons. Gene Ontology annotation, molecular function: DNA-binding transcription activator activity, RNA polymerase II-specific; transcription cis-regulatory region binding. The record is from RefSeq and is a predicted model, not a curated record. NCBI's taxonomy places the organism in Eukaryota, Fungi, Ascomycota, Dothideomycetes, Pleosporales, Pleosporaceae. Gene Ontology annotation, cellular component: RNA polymerase II transcription regulator complex.